UUGACGAUACCCGCAGACCGCCGACUUGACCCUCGUCCUAGUCCUACGAAACGGCGGCUGGAAGAGAUGCUCAGGGGCGGACGAUGGCUAGGCGGUAACGGUGAGGGAAACGCCAAGACACCCAAGACGGGCUCGAAACGAUUCGCCAGCCGUCAGCGCGCUGUAAUCGUGGCAGAAGAUACCGACAUGGAGGAAGAGGGUUCAGACCCAGGUUCAAGUCGCAUUCCGCUUAUACGAGAUCGAGGAAUAGGUACGCCGGCGACCACACGAGCUCCUAUUGGGCAAUCCAUCUCAGUGCAAGAGAUUUUGGCAAAACACAGAAGACUCGCGAGUUGAAGCGGCUUAGCAGCAUGACCGCUGUGGAGAAGAGGGAAUAUUAUGCACAAUACAAGGGCAAAGGGCGUUACGUCCCUCCGGAUACUGUGGAGACGCGGAUUCGAGACGAAUAUGAGAUCGAUCCAAAGCAGAACGAAGGUGCCAAAUUCCAGUUCCAUGACGUCAAGAGAAGAAAAGCGGACAGGCAAAAGAUGCACGGGACAGAUUGCGAGUGCUGCAGAGAUUACUACGAGGCAGUCGGCCCGCUCCCAAAAUACAAUCAAGGUCCUAAAUGGCGAGAUUCGUCAGAUGAGGAGGAUGAUCGAACCACCGAUACAGCGCUAAGAGAACACCAGAACAAGGUCUCUCGACAUCGCGAGACGUGGAAACGAAAUCCUACGCCACCGGGGUAUUGGGAGAUUGGCUUUCCUAGCACUCAAAAGGCUGAAGAACAGAACGCAAUCGCCGAUGAGAUGAACAAGGAACGAGCGAGGCAGUUGAAACAGGAGGUCGAGCGCAAGGAUAGUCGAUGGAGGAAGAAGAAGUAGGGUACUCACCGCAACAGUAAAUGAGUGAUGAGGUUGCCUUGGGCAUCAUAGCGGACUCUUCGUGGUCAAUAUGUAUAUUAAUCAUCCAUGUUCUCGUAGUUCGGUGUGCCUUGUGACCUCUAUUC
Messenger RNA from Kockovaella imperatae, 988 nucleotides. Its product is annotated as DNA repair protein endonuclease SAE2/CtIP C-terminus-domain-containing protein. Lineage: Eukaryota; Fungi; Basidiomycota; Tremellomycetes; Tremellales; Cuniculitremaceae. Gene Ontology annotation, molecular function: double-stranded DNA binding; flap-structured DNA binding; Y-form DNA binding. The transcript is spliced from 6 exons. Gene Ontology annotation, biological process: DNA double-strand break processing involved in repair via single-strand annealing; double-strand break repair via homologous recombination. The record is from RefSeq and is a predicted model, not a curated record. Gene Ontology annotation, cellular component: site of double-strand break. The coding region runs from base 351 to 863 and encodes 170 amino acids.